Messenger RNA from Cricetulus griseus (Chinese hamster), 1515 nucleotides. NCBI's taxonomy places the organism in Eukaryota, Metazoa, Chordata, Mammalia, Rodentia, Cricetidae. The record is from RefSeq and is a predicted model, not a curated record.
UGACUGGAGCCUGUGAAACCUGCCUGUGGUUGCCAGAUUCUCACAGCUUCCUUCCUUUUCUCAGGUUCUCUUGUCUUCAGAACCAGUUAUGAGGCCAGGCCUGGUAAGUGGACCCUGCCAUUACCCUCACCCUACUUACACAGAUUUUUAGGUUAGCAGUGUCCCCGGUCUGUUCUCAUCGCUCCCCAGGAUGAGUCUUGCAGUCUCGCACAGGUUAGGUACACAACCCAGGGUUUUGUGUGUAGGCUGAGGGUUGUAUGAAAUUGUUGGCCAAAGGGGGUAGACAGUUGCUUCUCUCACAUGUGCCGGUAUGUGCCUCAGCCUGAAGGGGGGAUUGAAUUAGUUCAGGCACGUGCAGAUCAGCUUUCUCCUUGGAAUAGGGAUCAGUGGGGUACAGCAGUCACACCCGGAAUAUGUCAGUGAAAAAACAAAACAAAUGAAACAGAAUGUGUACUUUGUAAGUGACUAUGGAGAUGGGAGAUUUGCGUGUGAAGGAAGCUGGCAAGCUAACCCAUUCUCCUCAGGCUCGCUGUGGCUGCUGCACGAGAAAUGGAAUAAGGGAGACAGACAGUGCUGUGUUGACACUAAUCCUGUGGAGACCUGAACAGAUGUCUACGGAUGCUGCCAAAGUCCAACUGGGUGAACCAGUUCCUGUCCUGGAAUGCAGGGUGAAGAGAUAACUUAUGCUGUGCCUUCAGAAGGGGUGCUGUCUAAGACAAGUCCAUCUACCCAGGUGACUAAUCGCUUUGAGACACCUGCCCCUGCUUUGGAAGAAGUUUUGCACCAGGCUGAAUUCCCAAGCUCACACACUAUGCAGCCGCUGUACUUGGCCGGAGCACGUGUGGAAAGCUCUGGUUUCAAUGAAGACAUGAACCAGCGCCAGAAGAGUUCCGCUGGAGAAAAGCCCUGUGAAGGGGAUGCUGACAGGGCUUCAUUUAUGUCAAGCUGCAGGCCCCAGGCGUUGAUGAAGCCAUUCAUCUUUGGGAAGGAUGGGGAGAAGUCCCUCGCCUCCCCAGGCUGUCUUCAGCAGCAGGCCGUUUGUGGCAGUGAACAGUCUCACAGUAGCGGUGAGUGCGGGGAAGCACUUUUGAGCGGCCACAAACACACACGUGCUCAGCAUCAGAGUGCCUCCCCUGCAACAAGGCCUCAGGAGUGUAGCAAGUAUGAGAAACCCUUCUCCUGCAAGUAUAAACUUGCUCAGCACCAGGACAGCCACACGGGACAAAGGACCUAUGAGCACACUCAGCAUUAAAAAUCUUUUAGCCAAAAGUGUCGCCUCGUUGCACACGACAGAAAUCGUCCUCAAGAAAGACCCUAUAAAUGCACUGAGUGUGGAAAAGCCUUCGUCUACAAAUCUGAACUCAUUUACCAUCAGAGACACCACAGUGGUAGGGCCCAUUAUGAGUGUGUGGAAUGUAGAAAGUCCUUCACCUACAAGUCCAAUCUCACCGAACACCAGAGAAUCCACACGGGAGAGAGGCCUUAUCAGUGUGAUCAGUGUGGGAAGUCCUUCCG